Menidia menidia (Atlantic silverside) is the source of this 3578-nucleotide messenger RNA. Lineage: Eukaryota; Metazoa; Chordata; Actinopteri; Atheriniformes; Atherinopsidae. The record is from the annotation of a GenBank genome assembly.
AUGGGCUGCAAUUUGUGCACCUUGCAGAAACGAGAGGAACACUACAAACUGCUCUAUGAGAUCGCACAGGAAUCCCCUCAUGAGGCACUGUGCUCUGUUUUGCAUCAGGUUAACGGGCGUGACUUCUCCAAGGCUGACCAUGAAGAGGCGGUGGUGGAGGCCAUCAGGCGAGACCCCAUCGUUGUCCAGGUUCUCAGGCGGACCCCCACCAGAGCCGCGGGGGCAGUCGCGCACAGCCACGGCGGCUCGCCGCAGGACGUGUGCGUGGUCGACGUGUGCACGCAAACAGACAUCACCUUCGAGCACAUCAUGGCCCUCGCCAAGCUCCGGCCCGCGACCCCCCCGGUGCCGGACAUUUGCCCCUUCCUGCUCUCCGACAGCUGUCAUUCUAUCCACACCAUGGAACACGAGUACUAUGAAUGUCCUGAGUACCUGUCCAACACCCCAGCAGAGGUGGAGAGGACAGAAGAGUAUGAGUAUGAGGAAGUGGAACUGUGUCGGCAGAACUGCCAGGAAAAGCUCGGUCUGACGCUGUGCUACCGCACCGAUGAUGAGGAGGACACCGGCAUCUAUGUCAGCCAGGUGGAGCCAAACAGUAUAGCAGCAAGAGACGGACGCAUAAAAGAGGGCGAUCGCAUUCUGCAGAUAAAUGGCUGUGAAGUACAAGACCGGGAGAAAGCCGUUGCCCUGUUGUCAAGUGAAGAAGCAAGGAGCAUCACGCUUCUGGUGACGAGGCCAGAAGUCCAGCUGGAAGAAGAGGCUGGGUGGUUGGAUGAUGAGCAACAGGAGCUGGUGGAGGAGCUGAAGAUGGAGAUCCUGGAAGAGAGGAGGAAGCAGAGAGAUCUUAGCUAUGACAGGAAAGAUGAGCCUCAAGUAGAAGAGGACUUGACAACAGACACAGCUACCUGUUCCUCAAACAAUCAAGACAGCGGGUUUGGACGCAGUACAGACAGUCCGGAGCACCAGCCCCUGCUGGGCCGACUCCACCGGAGGAGCCCAGCCCGAUGCCUGAGGGAGCGAUGGCUGUCCGAGCAUCCACACACCAAGAGAGGAGUGCAAAUGGAAGCCCAGGGUACAAGAUCCCUGGGUACAAGAUCCCUGUCCACAAGCCAAGGGCACGAAGGGGUAGCGAACGUUCGGAAUGGUUCGGGUGGAGUCCUGGGUUUGGAAAACUGCUUCCAACAACUCCUAGAGCUCAAGUGUCAAAUACGAAACGGAGGCGAGUGCGGGGUCUACUCCAUUCGACACAGUAUAGAGUGCAGCCUCACCGAGCCAGGCAGAGGGGACGAGGAGGGUGAGGACGAUGAGGGAGGAGGGGGAGGGGUGGAGCAGGAGUUGAGGAUGCUAAAUGAGGAACUGCGCAGCAUCGAGUUGGAAUGCCAGAGCAUCAUGCAAGCCCAUCAGCUCCGCCAGUCCCAUCCGCUGGAGCAGCCCACGCCCUGCUCACCGGGCAGGAGCCCCAAAGACGGACACAAGCGCCACGGCAGGCUGGCCGACAUCCACGAGCACCCAGAGAGGUUUGACAGCGAGAAGAUUCACGAGAAGGACAGUUCCAGCGCUUACAACACGGCAGACAGCGCCCGGUCCACGCCACUCGGCAUGGAGAGAUCCCCUGACCUCUCCCUGCAGAGACAGAUCAGCAUCACCAACCAGAAAAACCUCAGACUGGCCUCUUCGGUACCCUCCAAUCCCAUCGCUAUCCCCAAGCCCCAAAGCACAGCUAAACGAUGUAGACCUGUAGAUCCAGGUCCGGUUAUCUCAAGCAGCCCCGACCAGAGCAACCCUUCCCGGUCUGAGUCGGACCCAUCUCUGCCAGCAGACGACGAAAGAUGUGAGAAGAAGGGAAGGAGCAGAGAUUCCAGGAGAGGGCUCCCUUAUGGAUCCUCAUACCAGGCAGCCACGUACCAUGGCCAGGGAGGCUCUAAACAACUACAGAGCUACAUGCAGCUGCUGCAGCAGCACUCGUCCCUGGAGUAUUCUCAGAGCCAGCUGAGUCUCCUCAGCCUGUGUCGAGAUCCCGUGCACCGGAACGGACGCUCCGGGGAGCCUCGUCUGGAGUGGAAGGUGAAAGUUCGCGCCGAUGGGACGCGCUACGUGGCGCGCAGACCUGCUCGCGACCGCAUACUGAGGGAGCGGGCGCUGAGGAUCAGAGAAGAGAGGAGUGGGGGCAUGACCACAGACGAUGACACCAUCAGUGAGAUGAAGAUGGGCCGCUACUGGAGUAAGGAGGAGAGGAAGCAGCACAUGGCACGGGCCAGGGAGCAAAGAAAGAGGAGGGAGUUCAUGCAGAAAAGUCGGCUUGAAUGUCUGAGGGAGGGACAGACGAGUGCAGCGGAGGGCAGGAAGGAGGUCAACAUCCUGGAGCUCAGUCACAAAAAGAUGAUGAAGAAACGAAACAAAAAGAUCCUGGACAACUGGAUGACUAUCCAGGAGUUGAUGAGCCACGGGGCCAGAGUCCCAGAGGGCUCCAAAGUACAUAAUGCCUUCCUUUCUGUCACCACUGUUUAACUGAGCUCUUCACAACCCGGGCCUGGGACCACUGCUUGGUUUUAUAAACUGUUUAUAAGAUUGGACAAAAUGUUGAUGGUGAGGAGUUUCGUAGCAAUUCAGAACUUUGUACUUUUUCAAGAAUGUUUGGCCAUCAGUACCAGCUGAUGAGCCUUUGCAAACAAUGGCGUUGUUGGUGUUGAACUGGCAUCUUGUAGCAGUUUGGUUCAACAAAUUCGUAAAGUGGAGGAACCAACACAGUAACUUUGUGUAUACUUUCUAUUGUGACUCCAUACUCUUCAUUCAUCGGUUUCAUAUGAAGCGAUUUCACUUGCCUCGUUCAAAGUGGCUUUUUUUUAAAUGAGGAAAUUAUAGUAUUUUUCACAGUUUGUAAUCUCUGUAACUUUUUGUAUGGAAAUUUUUACACUGAAUGUCGAUGUACUUGAAGCUGUUUAUUGCAGUUUAUUUAUAUUCAAACCGUCAAUGUUAAGGUGAGACUAUUUGAUUGUACUGUAGCCCAGACCAAGAGAUGAAUGAUAACUCUACUAGGGACAACCUAUGGACAGCUCUCUAUAUAAACACUUCAUUUUUACUGUGUUAAUAUCGCACGAGUCAGAAUUGUGUGGCAACUGUAUAGCACUCAAUUUAAAGCACUAAAAAUGUUUGAAUGCCAUCUUAACGGCUCAUUUGUUCUUGAGCUGGAGGGCUUUUUUUUAAACAGUCUUACCUCAACAUGCAGUCAAAACUCUGCUCAAGAUUUCAAUACCAGCCUGAUGGAAUCAGUGACAACCUCCAACAAUUAUCUUUGAGUAUAAAUCUGUGAUUUAUUUGAAAUAUUUUAAUCAGAUUCUUAUUUAUAUUGGUUACCGUCAUUGAUAUUUAUUGUAAAUGAUUUUUUAUGGUCCGUCUGAUCACCAUUAAGCGGCUAUCCUUGAGAAGUCAACACUUUUAAUGGGACUGUAAAGGUGGAUUUUUGUGCAGCCUUUCACAUGGAAACUGCUGCUUUUUACUGUAAAGAGGCCUUGAGUUCAGUAUUUGUUGAUUGUGGUGUUUGUAAUAAAACAACAAUAAAGCCACAGAAUUCUAUUGUC